CUGUGUCCCUGUUGGAGGUCUACUUCUCUCGCUGGCACCGUUUGGGGAGUUUGAAUACUUAUCCGUACUGGUCUGGUCUGUCUGUGGGAGAGGAGCAUGGAGGAGGACAACAAAUACACGUCCAAACUGUCGCCCACUGUGGACCACUGGGCAGGCAUGUACCUAGUGGUGAUAGCGGUGCUGUCGGUCCUGGGUAAUGCUGCGGUCUUGGUGACCUCAGCACUCCGGCCAACUCACCUCAAGGCCCCGGAGCUCCUUACAGUCAACCUGGCGGUGACAGACAUAGGCAUGGCUCUCAGCAUGUACCCCCUGUCCAUCGCCUCACUCUUCAACCACGCCUGGAUUGGAGGGGACUUCUCCUGCCUGUACUAUGGCCUGAUGGGGAUGAUCUUCAGCACGGCCAGCAUCAUGACCCUGGCUGUCAUGGGUCUGGUACGAUACCUGGUGACAGGAAACCCACCCAGAACAGGCAACAAGUUCCAGCGUCGGACCAUCACCAUGGUGAUCAGUUUGAUCUGGCUGUACUCUGGGCUGUGGGCUGUGUUCCCUCUCUUUGGCUGGGGCGGCUACGGACCGGAGCCCUUCGGAGUGGCCUGCUCCGUGGACUGGGCAAGCUACCAAGACUCCCUGAACCACUCUACCUUCAUCAUGUCUCUGUCUAUCUUCUGUACCUUCAUCCCCUGCCUCGUCAUCCUCUUUUCCUAUUCCGGCAUAGCCUGGAAACUCCACAAGGCAUACCAGUCCAUCCAGAAUGGAAACUUCAACUACGGACACAUCGAGAGGAAAGUUACUCUGAUGGCGGUGUUGAUCAGCUCAGGGUUCAUCGUGGCUUGGUCUCCCUACGUGGUGCUCAGCUUUUGGUAUAUGUUCCAGGGGAAGGACAGUCUGGCCCCGUUGGUCUCCCUGCUGCCCUGCCUGUUCGCUAAGGGCUCCACGGCCUACAACCCUUUUAUCUACUACAUCUUCAGACGCUCCUUUAGACUCCAGCUCAUCCAGCUCCGGGGGUUGAUCUGCUGCUCUGCCCAGCCAGACACACCUUCGAGUGGGGAGACGGGAGAGGAGGGCAGACAGACUUUGAGGUCUGACCUACGACAGAGUCUCCCGGAAGAGAAGAGUGGAGCUCCUCUGGUAGGGGAGUUGGGAACUGCGGCGCUGGAGAUACAGUCUGAGAAUGAGUUGACAAGCUCCUGUUAA
Messenger RNA from Oncorhynchus gorbuscha (pink salmon), 1194 nucleotides. It is a transcript of the gene opn8a, whose product is annotated as opsin 8, group member a. Gene Ontology annotation, biological process: G protein-coupled receptor signaling pathway. NCBI's taxonomy places the organism in Eukaryota, Metazoa, Chordata, Actinopteri, Salmoniformes, Salmonidae. Gene Ontology annotation, molecular function: G protein-coupled receptor activity. The record is from RefSeq and is a predicted model, not a curated record. Gene Ontology annotation, cellular component: membrane. The transcript has 4 exons. Bases 97 to 1194 code for a protein of 365 amino acids.